This is a messenger RNA of Prunus armeniaca (apricot), 399 nucleotides long. The record is from the annotation of a GenBank genome assembly. NCBI's taxonomy places the organism in Eukaryota, Viridiplantae, Streptophyta, Magnoliopsida, Rosales, Rosaceae.
AUGAAAAGGAAUGUGGUGAACAUACCUCAUCCACAAAGGAAGCUCGUGCAAGAGCUUAAGACAAUUGAUGCUUUAAGGAAUCAAAUUCCUAUAUCACAGGGGGCACUCCCAAAACCUCAAGAUCAGUCGAGGUCCUACAUGGGUCCGUUGACCUGUUCCAAAUCUCGAGACAUUCUGGGGAUGAUUAUUCUAGAGCUAUCCGCUCUAAACUCAACCCGCUUGGACAAAUAUUUGAUAUGGAAUCCUCUUUAUGAUGAUCCCGUAUCUCAAACUCAAGAGAAUGAUUACAUAAUAUCCCAAGGGGCCAAACUUAUUGUGGGAGUAGAAAGCAUGCAAGUCAUGAUGAUUGGUACUUCUAAUACUGAGGAUCAAUUACCCUUAAUCCAAGAAAUGAUGUAA